Ipomoea triloba (trilobed morning glory) is the source of this 4182-nucleotide messenger RNA. RefSeq lists its product as uncharacterized. The transcript is spliced from 6 exons. Bases 3018 to 4028 code for a protein of 336 amino acids. The record is from RefSeq and is a predicted model, not a curated record. NCBI's taxonomy places the organism in Eukaryota, Viridiplantae, Streptophyta, Magnoliopsida, Solanales, Convolvulaceae.
UCAGGCCUCUCAAGUCUCAACCCUAGUCGUCGCCCAAAUCAGAUCUCACCACACCAUCGCCUCUCUUCAACGCCAUUUCCGUCGCCCUCACCACACCUCCGCCGUCGCCCUCCCUCAUCCUCCCGCGACGCAGCUGACACCGCCUCUCUCACCGCGACUCCCUCAGCCUCGAUCAAAUGCCGCCGCCGACACCAAGGUAAGGACUCCAACAUCGUCAUUGUCACCGUCACCGUCACCGUCUCAUCAGCUACCCACGACGCCGCUACCACCGUCUCCACCGACACAGUUCUCCUUAGCCGCUGCCGCGGCUGCUUCUGCGACUUCCACCGCCGCAUGCUGCUGUCCGCCGAACUGAAGCCGUAUACGCAGGUUCUUUGUGCUCAAGAAACACAUCACAUCUCAUAGUUUGCAUGAACCAGAAGCUUCCAUUAGCAUUCAAGAAUUUGGCACUAGAGAAGAAUAUGGACCUCUAUUCAUCAGCACAAAAGUAAAGCAUAUCCCCUUUCAUCCGAUGUGCCCCAAAGGAAGUCUUAGCACUCUCUGGUUCCAUUAUUGAGUUAUCCUUUCAAAAAGCGGCUAUAUGUUGCACGGCUAUGCAUCAUGGUGCAGCACUAGCUGCAAUGUCAUUUAUGUCUAAGAAUUUCCAUUUUUGAAUCCCACAAAUGAAAAAGAGAAAAUUAAAUGGAAGAAGAAGAAGAUGAUGAUGAUGUUGAGUAGAUCCAUGGAAUUAUAUAUAUAAAAAAGCAAUUGGAAAAGUGCAGGUUCUUCUGCUGCCAAUCAAAGGGAAUGUUAGUUCGUCCUUUCCCUACUUUAUUGUUUAUUAUUUGGUUUUAAUUCUUCUCCUUUCUUUAUUGUGCAUGCAAAUCUCUUGUAGAAGAUAUGACAGUUCCUUCCCAAGUGGCCUGGCUUUUUAUUUGAUCUUCUGCCAAUUGAGAAAGCAAAGCAAUGAAUUUACUGCAAUGUGCUCAAAUAAUACUCUACAAAAUUGUACAGUGUGACAUUAAUUAAUUAUAUUGAUACGACCUUGGAGCAAUAACACAGUCUGUAUAUUCAGAAUAAGGAGGUUGAAUUGGUUGCUGCGAACAAGGAAAAAGAAAUCAAAGCGCCUACUUUUGUAAGGUUUGGACUUAUUCCUACGUGUUGUUUGAUUGUGUAUGAUGUAGUGUAUGGAGUGUGUAUGAUUGAGAAGGAAAGCCAUGGAUUCCUCCCUGGAGAAGAACCAAGAACCCCAUAGUGAACAAGAGAGAGAGGGCCGAGAGGCCAGGAUCAAAGGAUGCCAUUACAGUGGAGGGUCAGGUCCUUUAUAUAGGAAUAGGACCUGACCCUUCGGGAAUAUAAUAUUUCCCAAAGGUCACUUGCCCUUUAACAAUUCCUAAGGGACACCCGACCUUUUAGGGGUACAAUAAUACAUGGACUAUAUACAUUGUAUUUCUACAGUAGUCCCUUGGGGUAUUUACCCAUCACCGGGUAAGGGGGCGGACGAUUCAAAAUCGUGAGUUCAUGUGUUCAAUUGCACUUUUAAAAAGUUGGUAGGCCUAAUUAACUUUUUACGAAAUGUUUAGGGGCCUAUUUGCACAUUUUCCCGGGCAAAUGGCAUUGUUUAUUGCAUAAUGGUAGAUUUGUAAUUUGUUUAAAAAUUAAUGGCAAUUAGAAAAACAAAAUAAAUCCAAAUGUUAAAUCAAAAAAUUGCAGUCAUCAGAUUUGUAAUGAAUGGUGGAUUGGGGGUGUCAUUUUUGAGGGGCAAAUGACAACUCCCAAUUAUAAGUACAGGGGAGAUAUAAAAUGGAAGAGCUCAUAAGUGAAUUAAUGGAUUCCAUACAAACACCAAGUAGAGAUUUUUACGGUCAGUUCGUGAGCGAUAGUCCUGGCGGUUGGUGGUGGCCCGGCGUUGGCGCCCCCGGUGACGGCGGCGUCCAGGGAUUUUCCGGCGUCAAAUUUAUGGCAGAGCGGUGAUCAUCCAGAUUAUGAUCUUUUCCCAGAAAUUUUGAAGAUAAAUUCAGAUAGGCUAGACUGCUCAGAUCGGUUAGAUUACGAUCGCACAAAUUCGAGAUUGCAUCCAGAUUGUUUAUUUCCCAAUUAUAGGGAUCUGAAGGCAGAUGAGGAUCAUCGAAGGCCAUCUGUGCGAUUCUCCGGAGCAGAGUGGAGGCGGAUGGCUGAAAUUGACGAAGGAUGCACGCUAGUUGGCCGUUUUGCGAAGGAGAGGCCUUCACUGGAGUUGAUUAGGGCGAGAAUUGGUGAGGUCUUGCGCCUGGAAGGAGGAGUCCAGAUUGGAUCCUUGAAUAGACGAUCAAUCACGCUGAGAUUUGUUCUGGAAUCAGAUUUCAAGAGAUCGUGGUUCCAAGGUCACAUGCUGAUGGACGGCGCUAGGGCGUGGUUCGAGCGAUGGACUCCGAAUUGAUGUGCGAAAAGGGAUUCUCCUCUAUCAUUGGUAUGGAUUCAAUUGCCAAAUUUACCACUUCACUUGUUUAAUUUUGAAUUGAUUCAUCGCAUCUGUGCUCCGAUUGGGAGAGCGAUCGAAUUGGACUCGGCGACAGUUCGAAAGUCUCGGCCAAGCGUGGCUAAAGUGAGACUGGAAAUUGAUGUUACCAAACCGAGAUUAGAGAGAGUAUGGAUUGAAUUUGUGAAUGGAGAAGUGAGUGGUUUUUGGCAACGAGUUGAAUUUUUGAGGGUGCCGAUAUACUGUGAAGAGUGUGGUCGAUUCGGCCAUGACAGUCUGAGCUGUAGGAGGGUUAGAACAGGGGAAGAUAGGAGGGGAAAGGGAGUUGAGGCUGGUGGAAGGAUUGAGGAGAGUGAAGGUGCUCCGGUGGGGGUGGUAGAGCCAGUUGAGGGCGACAUGAAAGCUCUGAAUGGGAAUGAAUGCAUGCCAACUGCUUGUGAAAAUGUCCGUAUGAGAGCUGGAGAGCCAACUGCUCCUAUUAAUGUUCAGAAGAAUACCCCAAUGAGAGAUGAUGAGCUGGCAGAGUCAACAGCCAUGGCAGAGAUCCCUCUUUUGAGUUUUGGAGGUAGAAACAGAGCGAAUGAGAGCGUCGAGCUCACAGGAUCAGCAUGACCAAGGGUCGAGAUUGAUUCUGGGAGGGAAGGGGACUGGAUUGGUUUGUCUAGCAGAGGAAAUUCGAGAUGAAACCACAACUGGAUUGCCUGAUGAGAUAGCAGACAAGGUUCUGCUAGAAGGGGAAGAAGAUACUAGCCAAGUGAAAGAUCCUGAGGUUGGGGAAGGGCUGAGCAUUACACCAAUUAGUAAAUCUGCAAAGAAAAGGGCGAAGAAGAAGGCUUCUAAGGCCUCUAGCAGUAACAAUGGUUCAAGCUCAAGCAUGUCAUUGAGCUUUGAAACUUGGAUUAAGGAAAGACUAGGACAGGAUGAGGUGAUGAUUCAACUAGUAGAUGAGGCUAGGCAAGAUGUCUUAGCUUUUUUUGAAAGAUCUUUGGGGGAAAUGGGCAGGGAGAUGUAUGAUAGGAAAACAGAUGAGUUAGCCUUGAAGGCAGCCAUGCUGCUACUUAGCAAACUUCAGAAUGGGAAACAAAAGGGUGAGCUUGAGUCUAAUGCCUCUAGCAAAAAAUUAAAAGAAGGAGAUGAGACAGCUGGAGAAGAGGAAUGCCCUGCCUAUGUAGAAGAGGACUCCCCUGCUAAUGGUGAUGAAGGUGACCCUGCCUAUAUUGAAGACGAAUGCGGGAAUAAUGGGGAUUAUGAGAGUGAUGAGGAGGAGGGGUACCUUGAAAGUAGCAAUUCAUGGAUUGAUGAAUUAGAAGAAUGGACAGGUGUGGAAUGGUUGGAUGGGGUGCUAAUGGAAAUAAAAUCGUAUAUGGAUGUGGUGUAUUGUAAGGUACGGCGAAUUCAUUUGGAGAAUGAGGAUGCCGUGGCUCGAAAAGCAUGCACCAUUUUGAUGGAAAUGGAUAAGGCCGAUCCACCGGGAGGGUGUCUAGGCACGAAAACAAAGUUGGGUCGCCAAUUAAGAGCGAAUCAAGAGUGGUUAGGGGGGAAAUUGUGUAGAUGGGCAUGGAGGGCACAAGGCCCGGGAUAUGAUGAGUGAUCUUGCAAAAGGUGAGGCAGUAGCUAUGUUUUGUAUGGGAAUGUAGCUACGGUAAAAUGAGGCUACUGGAAUGGUAGCAAGUAGGGGUGAGCAAAAAAACCGGACCGACCGAGAAACUGAUGACCGAUAACCGAACCGACCGAAAAUUUCGGCU